Striga hermonthica is the source of this 1311-nucleotide messenger RNA. NCBI's taxonomy places the organism in Eukaryota, Viridiplantae, Streptophyta, Magnoliopsida, Lamiales, Orobanchaceae. The record is from the annotation of a GenBank genome assembly.
AUGGCUUCGUGGGCGUACUUUGAUCCUGAGUAUGAGACGUUAAGCAUCAGAAUAAAUCCUCCACAGGUAUCUGUCGACAACUCUAGUUGCAAAGACUGCACUCUAGUCAAGGUCGAUAGCAUGAACAAACCGGGGAUACUGCUGGAGGUGGUCCAAAUUCUUACAGACCUUGACCUUACAAUAACUAAAGCUUACAUCUCCUCGGAUGGAGGGUGGUUUAUGGACGUGUUUCAUGUCACUGAUCAACAAGGGCAAAAGAUUACCGACAGCAGGACAAUUGAACACAUUGAGAAGGCCUUGGGGCCCAAAGGAACCACUUCCGGACUCCUCAAGGUCCGUCCGGGAAAGCGGGUCGGGCCCAACCCCACAGCCGAUCAACCCCACACGGCCAUCGAGCUCAUCGGCCGGGACAGGCCUGGCCUCCUCUCAGAAAUAUCGGCCGUCCUAGCUGGCCUCCACAUCAACGUCACGGCUGCUGAGGUGUGGACCCACAAUCGGCGCAUUGCCUGUGUCCUUUACGUUGGUGAUGACGGCACAGCUGAUGGCCCGGCCCGAAUAUCCUCCGCGGAGGAGCAGCUCUGCAAUAUCUUGCGUGGUGAGGAUGAAUUCGUGGCCCGGACGAGCCUUUCUGUGGGGUCCACCACGCACAUCGACAGGCGGCUCCACCAGCUGUUGUUUGCUGACAGGGACUAUGAAGGGUAUUGUGUGGCGGUGGUGGACGGGCCGAAGGUCACGAUCGAGAGGUGUGAGAAGGAUUACUCGGUGGUGACUGUGAAGUGUAAGGAUCGGUCGAAGCUGAUGUUUGAUAUAGUUUGCACGCUUACGGAUAUGCAGUAUGUUGUUUUCCAUGCGACUGUGUCGUCUGAAGGGCCCUACGCCUCGCAGGAAUAUUACAUACGUCACAUGGAUGGGUGCACUCUAGAGACGGAAGCAGAGAAAGAGAAGGUCAUCAAGUGUCUCGAGGCAGCAAUUAGACGACGAGUGAGUGAGGGCCUAAGCCUGGAACUAUGCGCAAAGGAUCGUGUGGGCCUCUUAUCCGAAGUCACGCGAAUUUUACGAGAAAACGGGCUUUCUGUAACAAGGGCUGGAGUCUCGACUGUGGGCGAACAAGCCAUGAAUGUAUUCUACGUGAACGAUGCUUCCGGAAAGUCUGUGGAUGCAAAAACUAUAGAGGGCUUACGAAAGGAAAUCGGGCAGACUAUGAGGCUGAACGUGAAAAAGGCACCUAAUGAUGGGAAAAUGCUCGAGACUAGUGGAUGGGCGAAAACGAGCUUCUUCUUCGGGAGCCUGCUGGAGAAGUUUAGGGCUUGA